CACCGAGCUUUUCAGAUGGACCUGAGCAGGCUGCGUCUCGCUGCAGCACGGGCCUACGUCAAAGCCCUGGAGUCCAGCCUCACGCCCAUGUCGGCGAGCCUGACCGAGCCGCUCAAGAUGAACGCCGUGGUACAAGGGUUGGGCCCAUCCUUCAAGCUCACGCUAAACAUCCAGAACACUGCAUCGAGCCGUCCGGUCAUGAACCUAGCCAUCAGUUUUCUGUACGAUGAAAAUUUGUACAGCAUGAGGACAGCCUUUUUCAAGAUCCCCCUGCUGGUUCCAGGGCUGAAUUACCCAAUUGACACAUUUGUGGAGUGCUUGAGUGACAAAGGCAUCUCUGACAUCAUCAAAGUGUUUGUGCUAAGGGAAGGAAAGAGCGCUCCUCUCCUCACCGCCCACAUCAACAUGCCUGUGAGUGAAGGACUUGCACUGAACUGAAAGCGAGUGGCACACGUCUAGCUGAGCUUCACAGACGUCUUCAACUCUUGCUGUGCUCCUAGCAGCAGUUAGGCUUCUUCGCUUGGACGGAGAGCUUUUCAUCACAGGAGUUCAGAGAAGCUUGCGCUGGCCGUAGAGCCGGUGCUUCCUGUAGCUUAGAUCAGGAUUGAGGGAGGCGUUUCUUUACAGGUAAUACCUCUGUACCUUUUAAUGGCUAGUGACUGGAGCGUUCGAUUGACAGCUGCGAGGCCUAGCGCUCCAUAGGUCAUAUAGUUUGGAUGUAAGAGACGUUCUGAUGUUUAUUUGUGGUAGUCAUGUAUGUUUGUAUUUAAAUGCAUAUUUAUUCUUGACGUAAUGAUCACAGAUGCUUUAUAACGCAAUUUUGAGGUUUUAUUGACUCACCUUUGUUUUAAUAUAUAUUAAGAAUUAUUGCAUAAACAAGGCAAAGUCUGUUUCAAGGCAACGUGGUAAGAAAAAGCUUAUUCACUACUUUAAAAGCACACACAAAUGAAAGGACACAAGGGUGAAAGGUCACAGGAGAUGAUCUCAUAUUAGAGCAGCACAGUGCUGUGGAUGACUGACUGACUUCACUAAGCCCUUCAUAACAUUAAGGUUGAACCACUGAUGUCACGGCCUAUGUUCUUACCACCUUUCUGGGCCUUGAACAUGGUAGUUGCACUGCUGUAUGUGCAGGGUCAGAAAGCU
Molecule: messenger RNA, 1143 nt
Organism: Labeo rohita (rohu)
Lineage: Eukaryota; Metazoa; Chordata; Actinopteri; Cypriniformes; Cyprinidae
Gene: bbs1
Product: Bardet-Biedl syndrome 1
Exons: 4
Coding region: 16-438 (140 amino acids)
Biological process (GO): protein localization to cilium; non-motile cilium assembly
Cellular component (GO): axoneme; centrosome; BBSome
Molecular function (GO): patched binding; smoothened binding
Source: RefSeq, a predicted model, not a curated record